UUUGCAAACCAAAAGUGCUAAUUGUGUGGGGCUUGGGAGAUACAGCAAUUACAGUUGAGAGAGAGAGAGAGAGAGAGAGAGAGAGAGAGUGAGGAGCUGUAUCGAUGGAAAACUGGGCGAAGAAGAAGAAGAAGAACGAAGAAGAAGAGAACCAGUUCCAGCGUUUGCCGGACGACGUCGCAGUCAACAUCUUCGACAAGGUCUCCGACAUCAAAUGGCUGUGCCGAUGCUUCGUGGUCUCCAAGCGAUUCUCUUCCCUCAUCCCCCGAGUCCAAACCGUCUCCAUCAAAACGAAUGCCAGGGAUUUCCUUUCCACUCCUCGAGACUCCCACAAGUUAGCUGGAUUGAAUUCUUCGCCGUGGAAUGUUUGUGGCCCCGAGUUCUUCGCGAAGUUGACUCAGAUGCGAUCUCUGAAUCUCGACCUAGUCUCCGAUUUCGACGCUGACAAUGAUUCUGUUUUCAAAUGGGGUGCCAAAUUCACCUCAAAUCUCGACAGCUUCACGUUUCUCUACGCAGUAUCGCUCUCUAAAAUGAUGGAAUCUGAACAAGAAGAAGAGAACGACGAAACUGAGAAUGAGAUAACUCAGGAAGAGAUAACUCAGCGACUAUCUCUAGCCAUUGAGUGUGCAAAAGAGGCAGUGUUGUGGGUACGGAUCUUGUCUCGUGUUAUCCCGAAAUACGCGAUGCUUCAGAGCAUUACCAUUACCGGUUCGAUGAACAAAGGGGUGAGGCUCUAUUUGGGUGGUGAAAAGCUUGUGGAGUGCAGGAAUGCUUUCAGGAAUGCCAUUAAGUGCCCAGAAGAGACACUGCCACGGACGCAAGAGACAAUUAGGGGUGGGUCUGUGCCUGUUUUACGGCUCCCUAUGUCUGGGUAUGUGAUGAAAGGGGUGGCCAUUGUUCACUUCAAACUGUGUAGUGGUGAUGAUUCUGAGUCUGACGCCCAGUUGGCCAUGGUGGAUGCGUUCGUGGAAGAACAAGGUGUUUUUUCAGAAGCCGUGGUGCAAAUUGUGAAAAACUACAAGGACGAAAACAAGUUUUUUUUUCGGAAGCCUUUUGUGGGUAGAUUGAUUUUUGGGAAGCCGUGGUAUGAAUUCUGAAAAAUUACAAGAACGUUAUCGUAAUGUUUGUUAAUGCUUUAAUUUGACUUACCAAGCUUGGCCUGCAACGCUAGUCAGUUGAUUAUAAGACUAACAACCGUAAAGUAGUAUAUGAACAUGAAUUGUUCUAAA
This is a messenger RNA of Rhododendron vialii, 1229 nucleotides long. Its product is annotated as F-box protein AUF2-like. The transcript has a single exon. Lineage: Eukaryota; Viridiplantae; Streptophyta; Magnoliopsida; Ericales; Ericaceae. The record is from RefSeq and is a predicted model, not a curated record. Gene Ontology annotation, molecular function: protein binding. Bases 105 to 1097 code for a protein of 330 amino acids.